AGGAGAACAUGACUGGAUCCUGGAGACUAUUCCUGCUCUGUUGUCUCCUGCAAGGUGAUGGUUGCAGCUCUGCUGAAUUUGGGGCCCUAGUGCCGAAAAGAGUGACGACACUCAGUGGAUCCUGUGUUACCGUUCCUUGUUCCUUCACCGUGAGGGACGGGUAUGAAGACAGGCUACAUCCUGGAUGUAUACCAACAUGGAAAAAAGAUAAAAUACCUAUCAGUACUACAACAUUCAGGGGAAAUCUAACAGCGUACAACUGUACUACAACAUUCAAUAACGUUCUUGAAGACAAUGUUCAAUAUUAUUUUAGAAUUGACUGUGGAGAGCCAUUAAAAUAUGAUUUUUCAAAAUACCCAGUGACCAUCCAGAUCAAGGGGCUCCCUGAUGCACCUCGUUUGACCACCCCCAAGGAGCCGGUGGUGGAGGGGACUCCUGUGGAGCUGGGGUGCUCUGCCCCGUCCUACUGUGACACCCACCCCCCCACUGUGACCUGGACCCCCGCCCUGGGGCUCAGCACCCAGCUCCAGCAGAACGAUAACGUGACCUCCACUCUGACCUUCAACGCCUCCCACCUCCACCAUGGAACCAAUGUCUCCUGCACUGCGGCCUACUACAUACCAUCUGGGAACAAAACUGUGAGGUCUACAAGAUACCAACUCAGUAUCUCAUAUGCCCCCAGGAACACCUCUGCUGUCGGCAGCCCGUGUCUUCCAGCCAGAGAGGGAGGCUGCCUCAACAUGACCUGCACCAGUCAUGCUAACCCUGCUGUCAGCGAGUUCACCUGGUACCGAAUACACGGAGAACACAUCCAUAAGAUCGGGAGUGGAUCUUCUCUGUCCAUCCAGCUGUUUAACGCCAAUAACGUUUUCUUCUGUGAGGUCAGGAAUGACAUUGGCACUGAAAUGUCUAAUGUCUUCAAGAUCGACAUUCAAGCUCCUCCCAGGAUCCUGCCCUCUUCAGGCUGCAGCAGAAUUGCAGCCUGGGUGCGAUGUUCCUGCGACAGCGUGGGCAGACCAUCACCGUCUCUGGAGUGGUGGUUGGAUGGGAAACUGGUGUUGGGUUCUGAAGACGUGUCUGUUAGCCAGGUCAACCUGGAGAACGCCACGUUGAGGAGCUCCCUCACAAUGUGGGCCCCUGCUGGUCUGACAGCCUUGACCUGCCACAGCUCCAACGCUGCCGGGAACACCAGCCAGGAGCUUCCUGUCCCCCACCUGGAGACACAGCCAAUCCUGACAGACCGACUGCCCUGGAUAGCUGCUACUGCAGUGCUAGCCGUGGGUUUGCUGUUUGCAACAGUGUGUGCCUUAAGAGCUUGGAAAAUGGCCAACCAAACAAGACUCAGCAACAAUGCUCUAAUCAACCAAGCUCAAUCCCACCAAGAGAACACCCAGGACAUCUAUGCUAACAUUGAUAAGCUGAUGAACACGGUCGGACCGAGAGAGGAGCCUGUUGGAGCAGGAGAAGGGGCUGCUGGACUGGGAGAAGGGGCUGUUGGACUGGGAGUAGGGGCUGUUGGACUGGGAGAAGGGGCUGUUGGACCGAGGGAGGAGGCUGUAACAGCAGCAGGUUCCUCAGCCUUGACCCAACGGGAUUCAGAGGAAGCAGCAGACCCAGCAGCAGACAGGCAGGUGGCGGACUGUGAUGUCCUGUACACGACAGUGAACUGGAAGAAGAAGUCCAAGAAAAAAGACAUCUGAGCUCCUGGGGCAGAGCCCCCCUGGGGCCCAGGGCCCUAGAGGCCCCUACACUUCCUCUGGGGUGGAUGAGGGAUGAGCUAAGGGCCGGAGGGAUGAGUUAAGGGCCGGAGGGAUGAGUUAAGGGCUACAUUGAUGGGUAAAGGCUAGAGGGUUGAGUUAAGGGCUACAUUGAUGAGUUAAGGCAAGAGGGAUGAGUUAAGGGCUACAUUGAUGGGUAAAGGCUAGAGGGAUGAGUUAAGGGCUACAUUGAUGGGUAAAGGCUAGAGGGAUGAGUUAAGGGCUACAUUGAUGAGUUAAGGGCUAGAGGGAUGAGUACGGGGCUAGACCAGGGGCCGUAUUCCCAAAGAAUCUUAGGGUUAAAAGUUGCUCACAAUUGGCUGAUUUAGGAGAAACCCCUAAAAAUAAUGAGCGUGUCAGUCUUAAUUUUUGGUCUCCUAAUUGAUUUAAAUUAGAGCAAUUCACAAAGUAUUUUAGGCCCAAAAGUAACACCUCAAGUCUAGGAGGGCUUAAAAGUCCUAGAGAGGACUCCUAACUAAGACCUAUUCACAAAGAAUCUGAAAAUGGCUGCAGCGAGACGAAAAGUUUUGGAGACAAUGGAAGACUGCGAAUUGAUAUAUAGAUAUAGGAGUAAGGGUAUCAAACUUUGUGGUUGAAUUUGUGAAUAACACCUUGAUAUUUAGCAACAGGGAAAAUGCAACUUUGCAAUGCUGACGAUUUAGGAAUAUCGCUGUUAAGGGAAAUGUAUAAAUAUGUCGUCAGUUGUUUUAUAUAUAUAUAUAUA
Messenger RNA from Gadus chalcogrammus (walleye pollock), 2481 nucleotides. Its product is annotated as sialic acid-binding Ig-like lectin 14. The transcript has 8 exons. Bases 9 to 1700 code for a protein of 563 amino acids. NCBI's taxonomy places the organism in Eukaryota, Metazoa, Chordata, Actinopteri, Gadiformes, Gadidae. The record is from RefSeq and is a predicted model, not a curated record.